Molecule: messenger RNA, 964 nt
Organism: Dimorphilus gyrociliatus
Lineage: Eukaryota; Metazoa; Annelida; Polychaeta; Dinophilidae
Source: the annotation of a GenBank genome assembly
UAUGAGUAUUAACAUUCCUACUGAUCCUGGUACUCUUCUAAUAGGAGAUACUAUCAUGAGGUACAAAAUUGUUAAAAAAUUAGGCCAAGGAUCAUUUGGUCAAGUGUACGAGGCCGAUAAUAUGGAAAGGUUUCAACCGUUUAAAGUUGCAAUUAAAGUCGAAGUGAAAGAUCCUUUCUCUAAAGGACAAGGUAUAAAAAUGGACAAAGAAGUGUUAAAGAGUGUCAGGAGUUUAAGUGAAGCCAAUCAAUUCUUUUGCCAAUACUACGGACUUUCUGAACAAAUGCUAAAUGCUAUCGACUGCCUUCACUCAUUCGGUUUCGUACACCGUGAUAUUAAACCUUCUAAUUUUGCAAUUAAAGAUCCAAUAAAGAAUAGACGUACUGCUAUUGUUCUACUUGAUUUUGGUCUUACUCGUCGUAUUGGGAAGAAGGCUAAAGGCCAUCUAAUGAUGAGGGAACCUCGCAAGAAUCCCGGAUUUAGGGGAACUAUUCGGUAUGCCUCAAUAAAUGCAAUGUUCUUCAAUGAACAAGGUUUUCACGAUGACCUUUGGAGUUGGUUAUACGUAACAAUCGAAAUGAUAACCGGUCUAUUACCAUGGAAACAGGAAAGAGAUUUCGUGCGUAUAAGAAGAAUAAAAAUACAAGAGCUGGAAUAUCCAACCGUAUUAGAUGAUAUCCUUUUUGAGUUCUCGACUAUAAAAGGUCACUUAAGAGAGUUGUCUUACGGCGAUAUACCAGAUUAUGGACAUCUUCGAGCAAGUAUACAAAGUAUUAUCAAAGCAAAAUUAAUAGAUUAUCUGGAUAACUUUGAUUGGGAACUAACCGAAGAUAAUAAUCUAAAUAGAUGUCAAACAUUAAAUCAACGUGAAUCAACAUACGCUGAAAAGCAAAUAAGUCAAGAAAAUAAUGUUCCUAUUUUCUAUAUUUUACCAGCUCGAAAAAGAAUAGAGUUUGUGCAAUAA